CAAAACACACAUUUCUCGCGUUCUCUCACUCUCUUCGACUCUACUCACAAAACAGAAUCACGUUUCCCGCGCUUUCUCUGUCUUCUAUGUCUAUGGCAAAGCCAGUAACAGAAAUCUAUAUCACAGCCAUGCUAGCUCUGUUGUUUCUCCUUCUCUCUCUAUCCCAUCUGGGUCUCUCAUUGAGUCAAGAUGGACUUUUUCUCCAGCGAGUCAAACUCGGUCUGUCCGACCCGAACGGUGUUCUCUCCGACUGGAACGACCGCGACGCCACCCCAUGCAACUGGACCGGCAUCACCUGCGACCCGGCCACGGGUUCAGUCAGCUCGGUCGAUCUCUCCAACGCUGGCCUCGCCGGUCCAUUCCCCAGCUUCCUCUGCCGCCUCUCUUCUCUCUCCUCUCUCUCUCUAAAAAACAACAAUCUCAACUCCUCUCUCCCACUCUCCAUCUCCAACUGUAAGAACCUCACUACUCUCAAUCUUUCGCAGAACUUCUUCGAGGGUUCGAUUCCGUACACGAUCUCUGAUCUUCCCAAACUCAGAUUCCUCAUCCUCGAUGGAAACAGCUUCUCCGGCCAGAUUCCGGUGAGUUUUGGGCUUUUCCGGCGACUCGAGACUCUAAAUAUUGCCAACAAUCUUCUCAGCGGAACAAUACCUGCGGCGAUUGGGAACAUAACCAGUCUGAAGUCGCUCGAACUCGCUUAUAACCUGUUUACCCCGGGUCAACUGGCUCCAGAACUCGGGAACUUGUCGAGUUUGGAUUAUAUGUGGCUUAGUUCCUGUAGCCUUGUGGGUUCGAUACCGGAUAGUUUUGGGAGACUGAGUCGUCUCACGAAUUUGGAUUUGUCGAAUAAUAUGCUUACUGGUUCGAUACCGAGUGUGAUCUUCGAACUAAAAAGUGUCGUGCAAAUUGAGCUGUUCAACAACUCAUUUUCCGGCGAGUUAUCGGCUGGUUGGUCGAACCUGACUUCUCUCCGGCGGUUCGACGCGUGUUGUAAUUCGUUUGUUGGGCCGAUUCCGAACGAGUUGUGUGAGUUACCACUCGAGUCGCUGAACCUGUACCAGAACCAGCUCGUGGGUUUGUUACCAGAGAGCAUAGCUAAGUCCCCAAAUUUGUACGAACUCAAAGUGUUCAAGAAUCAGCUUAAUGGGUCAUUGCCGAGUGAACUCGGCAAGCACUCGAACUUACUAACCAUCGACGUGUCGGAAAAUCAGUUCUCCGGCGAAAUUCCGGCGAGUUUGUGCGAGAAUGGGUUGUUAGAACAGCUUCUCUUGAUAUACAAUUCGUUUUCGGGUACCAUUCCGGAUGUUCUCGGGAAAUGUCGAAGCUUGAACCGGGUUCGAUUGCGGUCUAAUCGGUUUUCCGGCGAAGUUCCGGCGGAGUUUUGGGGUUUACCACAUGUGUAUUUGCUUGAACUCGCAGAGAAUUCAUUUUAUGGGAAUAUCUCAUACAUGAUAUCUGGUGCAUCAAAUCUUUCAAAACUUGACAUUUCUAAUAACAGGUUUUCUGGAACUAUUCCUAAAGAAAUUGGAUCUUUAGGUAAUUUAUUUGAGUUUUCUGGUAAUGAUAAUGAGUUUUCUGGUCAAAUUCCUGCAACAAUUGUCAAUUUGAGUCAAUUAGCGACGCUUCGUCUUAGAAACAAUGAACUUUCUGGGGAGAUUCCAAUGGGGAUUCAGUCUUUGAGACAGCUCAAUGAGCUUAGUUUGGCUAAUAAUACCUUAUCUGGUGAAAUCCCAGAUCAAAUUGGGAGUUUGCCAGUGCUCAAUUAUCUUGAUCUUUCUUGGAAUCACUUUUCUGGGGAAAUCCCACUUGCGUUGCAGAAUUUGAAGCUCAAUGUGCUAAAUUUGUCAUAUAAUCAGCUAUCUGGUGAAAUACCUGCACUCUAUGCUAAGGAUAUAUAUAGGGACAGCUUUUUGGGCAAUCCGGGUUUGUGUGGUGAUAUUUCUGGUCUUUGUACUGAAAAAACUGGUGUCAAGAAUCAGGGUUAUCUGUGGAUACUUAGAUCUAUUUUCAUCCUUGCUGGUUUGGUUUUUGUUGUUGGGAUUGUUUGGUUUGUGUGGAAGUUUUGGAGUUACAGGAAAACAAAGAAAGGAAUUUCUAUUGUGAAGUGGAGAUCAUUUCACAAAUUGGGUUUCAGUGAAUGUGAAAUUCUUGAUUGCCUUAAUGAACUUAAUAUUAUUGGAAGCGGAGCUUCAGGGAAAGUCUACAAGGUCGAGCUUAGUAAUGGUGAGGUUGUUGCAGUUAAGAAGAUACGCGAUAGAUCAAAAAAGGAUGAUGAGAGUUUUACGAGUGCUGUUUCAAGGGAAGAUGAAUUUGAGGUUGAAGUUGAGACACUGGGGAAAAUUAGGCACAAGAAUAUUGUGAGGUUGUGGUGUUGUUGCAACACUGGGGAUUGCAAGCUUUUGGUGUACGAGUACAUGCCAAAUGGGAGUUUGGGCGAUUUGCUGCAUAGUAGCAAGGGUGGUUCAUUGGACUGGCCUGCAAGAUUUAGGAUAGCUUUGGAUGCUGCUGGGGGGCUUUCUUAUUUGCAUCAUGAUUGUGUUCCUCCGAUUGUCCAUAGGGAUGUUAAGUCAAACAAUAUUUUGUUGGAUGCUGAGUUGGGAGCAAGAAUUUCUGAUUUUGGAGUUGCUAAAAUUGUCAAAACAGUGAACAAGGGGGCAGAAUCUAUGUCUGCAAUUGCUGGUUCUUGCGGUUACAUUGCACCAGAAUAUGCAUAUACUCUUCGAGUGAACGAAAAGAGCGACAUUUAUAGCUUUGGCGUGGUCAUUCUAGAACUAGUGACUGGUAGACGACCCAUUGAUCCAGACUUUGGGGAGAAAGACCUAGUGACAUGGGCCUGCAACAACUUGGAACAGAAAGGAAUUGACCAUGUGAUCGAUCCCAAUCUCGAUUCUACUUUCAAGGAACAAAUUUGCAGGGUUCUUGAUAUCGCCUUCCUUUGUGUCAGCUCACUUCCAAUCAACCGGCCUUCAAUGCGAGAGGUGGUUAAAAUGCUGCAAGAAGCAGGGGCAUAUAACAAGCCCAGGAGAGCAAACAAGAAUGAUAAUCUUUCUCCUGGUUGCUAUGAAGACUCCUCUGAUUCUCUAAUCAAGGAAGUGUAAUUUCAAGAUUUUAGGUGUUAGUUUUUGGCAACAUGAGAGAGUCAGAGAAAGAGAAUGAUUGUAGUGGAACAAAACUGAGAAAAAAUUGAAGAUGUGCCCAUUGUUGGAAAACUCAUUUUGAAUGUUUCCUAUAGAAGGGGGAACAAUUGGCAACACAACUGUAAUUGUUACUAUAAGAAGGUUGUUAGUCAUGACAGGUCUUUAUUUUUAGGUCAUGUAACUAAUUUCGGAGCUUUAUAUAAUAUUGAUUAUGUGAUAUUUUAAACCAUUCACAUAAAUAUGUCAAUUCAUUUUAUUGGA
Messenger RNA from Camellia sinensis, 3398 nucleotides. RefSeq lists its product as uncharacterized. Gene Ontology annotation, molecular function: protein kinase activity; receptor serine/threonine kinase binding; ATP binding. NCBI's taxonomy places the organism in Eukaryota, Viridiplantae, Streptophyta, Magnoliopsida, Ericales, Theaceae. Gene Ontology annotation, biological process: protein phosphorylation. The record is from RefSeq and is a predicted model, not a curated record.